Messenger RNA from Monodelphis domestica (gray short-tailed opossum), 873 nucleotides. The record is from RefSeq and is a predicted model, not a curated record. NCBI's taxonomy places the organism in Eukaryota, Metazoa, Chordata, Mammalia, Didelphimorphia, Didelphidae.
AUGGAGCAUGAGUUCAGGUAUGAGGAUUAUAAGGAAACAGCGGAAUGGCUUUUAGCCCACACAGAACAUCGGCCCCAAAUAGCGGUGAUCUGUGGUUCUGGAUUGGGGGAUUUGGCAAAUAGAGUGACCCAAAUGCAGGCCUUUGACUACAGUGAGAUACCCAACUUCCCUCAGAGCACGAUACCGGGCCAUGCAGGGCGACUGGUAUUUGGAUACUUAAAGGACAAAUGCUGUGUGAUGAUGCAGGGCCGCUUCCACAUGUCUGAAGGCUAUGCCCUCUGGAAGGUGGCAUUCCCCGUGAGGGUUUUCCGACUGAUGAAUGUGCACACCUUAAUUGUCACCAAUGCUGCUGGGGGACUGAACCCCGAAUAUGAAGUUGGGGACAUUAUGCUGAUCCGAGAUCAUAUCAACCUGCCAGGCCUCGGGGGCCAAAAUCCCCUCAGUGGACCCAAUGAUAACAGAUUUGGAGAAAGGUUUCCUCCCAUGUCUGAUGCUUAUGACCGCGUUUUGAGGCAGAAGGCCCAUGGCAUCUGGAAGCAGAUGGAUCAAGACCGACCACUGCAGGAAGGAACUUAUGUUAUGGUGGGAGGCCCCAACUUUGAAACCAUCGCAGAGUGUCGGUUUCUGCAGAAAAUAGGGGCAGAUGCUGUGGGCAUGAGCACAGUUCCAGAAGUGAUAGCAGCUAGACAUUGUGGCCUUCAGGUCUUUGGAUUCUCCCUCAUCACCAACAAAUCAAUACUGGACUACGAAACCCACCAGACUGCCAAUCAUGAAGAGGUGCUGAUGGCUGGGCAGCAGGCUGCCAAGAAGUUGGAAAAAUUUGUUGGUAUUCUUGUGGAAAUCAUGCAGCCACCAGCAGAAGAGACUUUUUGA